This is a messenger RNA of Ochlerotatus camptorhynchus, 3183 nucleotides long. RefSeq lists its product as uncharacterized. Gene Ontology annotation, molecular function: RNA binding. NCBI's taxonomy places the organism in Eukaryota, Metazoa, Arthropoda, Insecta, Diptera, Culicidae. The transcript is spliced from 7 exons. Bases 194 to 2560 code for a protein of 788 amino acids. The record is from RefSeq and is a predicted model, not a curated record.
UUCGCGUGGUUCGUUUCUCUACCGCAGCAAACUUGUGGAUUGUCUUUUGUGCGUGUGUCUUUGACUACUGAAUUCUUUUUUAUUUUUUGUCAUCUGAGUCGUUUUCUUGGGAAGAAUAGUAAUUCUACAACCGUGUGUCUUAUUGGAGCAUUAUUUUCGUAUCUGCCGAAAGACAUAAAUAGUGUAAACUCCGAUGCCCCGCAACGAAUCCGCAGGCAAAAUGUCCGCUGCUGCUGGAGGUGUUUCUGUCGAUCGUGUCCAACCGGGACGGGUUAUGUUCGUCCUCCGGGAUGCCCUGGUGGACGACGAGCUGGUCUACCAGAUAGCGUCGCAGUGUGGCGAGGUGAAAAAUGUGCAUCGACCGCCGAACAACCGGCAGCUGGUUUUCGUCCAGUACGAGGAUCCAAGUUGUGCUGAGGUGGCUAUCGUAACGCUCAAACGUCUACCGAUCUUCCGAGCUGUCGAUCCAGCAAUAAAAUCUGAACGCUAUACCAACGACAAGUCCGGCGGCGGCGGCGGUAGCAACAACAGCAACAAUACCGACGACCAACAGCAGCGAAAUAUGAAAAAUCAGCACAACAAGGGUGGUGCCAAUCAGCAAAGGCAGCAAAGAGGUGGAAACAAUGCCAAUUACCACAACCACAACAAUAUGAACGGGCAUGGUGGUGGUGGCGGUGGAAAUGACUUCCGACACGGUAGGAAUGAUGACUUUAAUGAUGUGUCUUAUUCGUCUAUGGAGUCCGGUUCGCCGCAGAAGACGCUGGUGGGGCAAACGGACCCCUACCAACCCAAGUUCAGUCUCGGUUGCUGGUCUUGUACCAAGCUGCCCAGCUUCGAGUGCCGCUGUGGUGCCUUCUAUUGCGACGCCGAAUGCCAGCGGACCGAUUGGCCGAUCCACAAAGAUAUCUGCCUACCUCGUCUGGUUCCCAUUUCCUAUUCUAACAAGCGCAUCAUCCUGGAAGCGACCGCUUCCAAGCAAUCCUCCAUGUUCUCGAACGCUCCAUUCUCGUCGGAUCUCCAAUCGCAGCAACAGAACCAAAACAACCAUCGCGGUCAGACCAAUGCUAGAAAGAACAACAACAACAACAACAACCAAGGGAAAAAUCUGAACAAGGAUAGUCCUAGGCAACAGCAACCGAAAGCCGAUCAGCUAACUCCCAAUAGUUCGCCCGUUGAAGCGCCGGCGCCGGAUAACAAGGUCAGCCGCGUAGCCAACAAACUGCAGCGCAUGAAGAUUGCCAAAUCGGUCGUGGGAGGAGCCGCCGCCGCUGCGACGCCGGUGGCAAAGGGUGUCCUUCUACCGGGGGUGUUCCCUCGGGAAGGAUCCAUGGUCAAGAUUACCGCUUCGCUGCCAUCGGGAGUGGCUUACAUCUACCACAACAAUGGCAAGGAAGGCGGUCAACACAGUGAUUACUACCUGUUGACCAAUCGAAUGUUCAAGGCAACGGCCGAUGCAAAGCCACUAACGGAGGUCCCAUCUGUGGACGAUGUCAUCUUUGCUCCUUUCCUCGGGGGAUUCUAUCGGGCUAAGGUGCUCUCUGUCGAUGGCGAAAAGCUAGAGGUGUUCUUUGUGGACUUUGGCAAUUCCGAUACGGUACCGUGGAAGCAGUCGAGGGAGAUCGCCGACGGGGAUCUGAAGUGGGCCAAGUAUUUGACCUAUCCGGUGGUGAUGGAAGGAGUCGAUUCGUUCACCGGAGAAAUGAUCAAAUUGUUGGAGACUUUGGAACACGUGGAGGACUUCGAGCUGGUCAAGGCUGAACCGGCUCGAGGUUCGAUGUCGGUAGUCUUGAAGCGACCGAAACAAUCGCUUACGUUGAACAUGGAACUGAUAGAGCUGAAGGAGCGCGAGCUUCGGCUGAGGAAGGAACGCGAGGAACAGAAAGAGCGAGAACGGCUGGAGAAGGAGCGGGAGAAGAAGCAGGAACAGGAGAAGAAGCAGCAGCAGGAGCAGGAGAAGAAGCUGCAACAACAGCAGGAGCAAGUGCGUAAGGUGGACAAGGUGGAGGUAAAGGUUGCCGAUCCGAGCAACUAUCAGCCGGUGCUGUUCGAUGAAUCGAUGGAAACGAAGCCGCUGCCGAUGGGAGGCCCCAAAAAGCUGCUCAUAAUUGACGCCAGCGACGUGCUGGAGACGCGCAUCAUCUCGGUGGUGGCUUUCGAAGAGGUGGAAAAGUACGCAGCGGUGCUGGAGCAGUGCAAUCUGGCGGGCGGGGCGGAUUCCAACGUGUACAAACCGACCGACGAGGGUGAGGUUUGCCUGGUGCUGUACCAAGAGGAUUGGUCCCGGGCGCUGUACGACAUUUCCGACGGUAGCUUCAUGCUGCUCGACGUGGGCAUCAUCGCGAGCGUUCCGGCCGCCAAUGUGCGGCGGUUCCCGCCUGGGAUCAGUCGCGUCGUCUACAACAAUGAGGUGUUUGUGGCAAAUCUACCCAAGCUGAAGGGGAAGAUGAAAGACGGCAAACCGGAUAGCGUGCACGGGAUGCCGAUCGAUGCCAAGAUUGCCGCAUCGGAGGAUGGCCUUUCGAUUACCAUCGUCGAUUCCGUCGUUGCCGGGGAUUCUUAGAUUUGUUUUUUUUUUUUUUCGUUUUUAAUUGCGAGGCGGAGGAACCGCACUCGCGCGUUCUGCAGAGAAUUACUGUCUAUAGAUUAAGGUAUUGUACAGUUACAGAGCCAGGAUUAUUGUGAGUUUUGACCUGGUCCGGUGAGUAGCCGGGUAGUUUUUAUUUUAAAACCAAAAACAAAGUUUAGUGUCUGCAAUUGUAGCUGCUGUAACGGUUGUUCUCUUCUUUCUACUGUCUUGUUCGUGAAGAACACAGUUUCUUUCUACCUAUCAGCUACUUGUAACCUAUCAAAUGAGAAUGAAAAAAAAUUAAAAUGUAUAGCUGUAAGAAGUUCGGAUCUCCGUAAUUAACUACUUGACUCGUUUAUGGGGUGUUUACACUUAAGCUAGUUCACUAGCUCAACCAACUAGCUCGAAUUUUAGUUAUUCCUCAACUCUCAUGCUGGUAGAUGCUGACGCCCUGUUUACAUUAUCUGGGCUUGCUACAAAAUGUUGAACUUGUCCUGACUGCUGACGAUCGCGGUUCUCGUAGUCCCGAUCGUUGUUGCUGCUGAGUCGGCAUUCUAGGCAAUGCCGAUGAUGCGCUGGGUCGGUCGGUGCUGCUGCUUACGAUCUGGCUUUUGCCU